GCUACACGGUUAAGAACAGCUACCCCAUGCCUCAUUCCGAUGAGCUGUUCGACCGCCUAGCAGGCAACCGCUUCUUUACGAAGAUUGAUCUUCGUAGCGGUUACCAUCAGAUCCGCGUCGCUGAGCUGUUCGACCGCCUAGCAGGCAACCGCUUCUUUACGAAGAUUGAUCUUCGUAGCGGUUACCAUCAGAUCCGCGUCGCUGCAGCCGACCAGCCGAAGACCGCGUUCCGAUCGCGAUUCGGCCACUACGAGUUCACGGUGAUGCCAUUCGGCCUCACCAACGCACCCGCUACCUUCCAGAGGGCGAUGAACGACAUCUUCAGGGACAUCCUAGAGCAGUACGUUCUCGUCUACCUUGACGAUAUCCUGGUCUAUAUGGAUUUCUUAGGACACUACGUGUCUGACCAGGGUCUCCACAUGGACGACGCGAAGAUCACUGCUAUUGCGGAGUGGCCCGCUCCCACAUCCGCCAAGCAGCUUCGCAGGUUCCUAGGCCUGACCAGCUACUAUAGUAACUUCAUCCGGGGAUACGCUAGGUAUUCCUACGUCCUUACCUCCACCCUCCUCCGGAAGAACCCACCCUGGGCUUGGACACCCCUCCAUGAGGACGCCUUCCGCGCCCUCAAGGAGGCGGUGACAUGCGCAUCGGUUCUUCACCUACCCGAUUUUGACCGCCCUUUUAUCCUUACCACCGAUGCGUUAGACUUCGCUGUAGGAGCAGUGCUUUCUCAGGUCUUCCCUUCAUCUCCUGAUUCCUCUCAUCCUCGUAUCCCUCCCUUCCCACCACCUACCCCUACCACUGCUUUCCGACUGACGCCUACUUGUCCAGCUACUGACGAGCCAUCUAUUGACUAUUCUCCUACCAUCGCCGAGGACGGCACUGUCGAGUCUCGCUCAGGUGAUUGUCCGAUAGCCUUCUACUCCCGUCAGCUCCUGCCCGCCGAGAUAAACUACACUGCUGAUGAACGUGAGGUUCUCGCAGUAGUUUAUGCCCCUCGGUAUUGGCGCCACUACCUGCACGGGGCACAAUUCACGGUGCGCACGGACAACUCUGUUGUCCAGGCUUUUCUGACAAAGUCGAAGCUCACUCCUCGACAGGCUCGCUGGUGGCGCGACCUAUCCGAGUUUAGUUUCACCACUGAGCACAUCAAGGGUGAGACUAAUCGGGUCGCCGAUGCCCUAUCCCGGCACCCUGACCACGACCAGGAGCACAUCCAGCUCUCUUCCAUCUCGAUCAGCACCGUCCACCACUCGGUGAUCGACGAGUUCCGCACUCAGUACCGCCACUGCCCCGACUAUCGCGACAUCCACGCGACCCUUCAGAAUGGCAAGACCGUCCCGAACUACUCUCUCGGGGACAACGGUCUUAUGUACUGGCACGGUUCACAGGGCACCAGAGAGCCCCGUAUUUGUGUUCCCUCUACUGGACAGCUACGUGUCCGAGCAGUAGCAGAGUUCCAUGACCAGGCAGUUGCCGGUCAUAUGGGCUUCCACAAGACGUUGGCUCGUGUAAGCCGCCUGUACGUCUGGCCGAAGCGCAAGGACUUUGUGAAGGACUGCGUCGCAGAGUGUCCCAGCUGUCAGGAGGUGAACAGUGCAAACCACCUACCUUAUGGUUUGCUCCAGCCUCUUCCUAUCCCUGAGGGUCGUUGGCAGUCCAUCUCGAUGGACUUUAUCGGUCCUCUUCGACCUCCGACCCCCCGCGGUCAUGAUGCUAUCCUGGUCGUCGUCGACCGCUUCACGAAGCAUGCACGCUUUGUUCCGUGCCGCUAUGCCAUCAGUGCACGUGAGGUCGCCGACAUCGUAUUUGACCGAGUCGUGCGUGACCACGGCUUACCUCUGAGCAUCAUAUCUGACCGUGACCCGCGCUUUGCCAGCCGAUUCUGGCGACGGCUCCACGAGGUGUACGGCACUCAGCUCCGCUUCUCCUCGUCUUACCAUCCUCAGACUGAUGGUCAGACCGAGAUCACGAACAGGACUCUCGGGGAUAUUCUCCAAAAGAUUGUUCGUGACGACCAGCAGUGGGAUCUCCAUCUUGCCCACGCGGAGAUAGCCUACAACCACGCCGUCUCGCCAGCCACGGGGAUGUCGCCUUACUAUUGCGACCUCGGCUAUCACCCGCGUGUUCCCGCGGACUUCCUUCGACCGUCCCAGAUGCACCCCGAUACGAUGAUGGAUCGUGUUGCGAUGUGGUUCCAUUGCGUUUGGAUGGGAGGUGUCGUAACUUCGUAAGGAGAGUUUGCGCUCGUUGCCAUCCGAGUGCAGAUUGACAGACAGACAAACAAACUGGAUAGACAAAU
Chara braunii is the source of this 2302-nucleotide messenger RNA. NCBI's taxonomy places the organism in Eukaryota, Viridiplantae, Streptophyta, Charophyceae, Charales, Characeae. The record is from the annotation of a GenBank genome assembly.